GCCCAGACUGCCGAGGCGUGCAAAGGCUGGCUCCACGAGCGCAACUACAAAAGACCACCGCAAAAUUUCUCUCUAAGGCUGGGCCAGAGCUUCCCACGCCGUUCUUUACGAGCGCAAUAUUUCGCUCCCUUCAGCAAUGGGCGCCCAAUCGACAUCCGCCCCGCUCCCUCCAUGGGGUCUGGCCACGGCCGGCGCUACGGGGGCAGUUCUUGCCAAUGCGCUAGUAUAUCCUCUGGACAUCGUCAAAACCAGACUCCAAGUCCAAGUUAAACGGCAACCGGGCGAAGCGGCCGCCGAGGGCGAAGAACCCCAUUACAACUCGACCUGGGAUGCCAUCACCAAAAUCGUCGCCGAAGAUGGGAUAGGAGGCCUCUACGCAGGCAUGGAAGGGGCGCUCCUCGGCGUCGCCUCGACCAACUUUGCCUAUUUCUACUGGUACUCCACCGUGCGCACCUUGUACUUCAAGUCGCAAAAGAUGCCCGCGCCGCCGUCGACCGCCGUCGAGCUGGCCCUGGGCGCGGUUGCCGGCGCCGUGGCACAGCUAUGCACCAUCCCCGUUGCCGUUGUGACGACGCGCCAGCAGACGCAGAGCAAGAAUGACAAGAGGGGGUUUCUGGAGACAGGGCGCGAGGUCAUCGAGAGUGAGGACGGCGUCUUCGGACUCUGGAGGGGUCUCAAAGCCAGCUUGGUGCUGGUUGUGAAUCCGGCGAUCACGUAUGGUGCGUACGAGAGGUUAAAGACGUAUAUGUUUCCGGGCAAGACGCGGCUCACGCCGGGAGAAGCAUUUUUGCUUGGUGCCAUGUCCAAGUCUUUAGCUACCAUCGUCACGCAGCCUCUGAUCGUGGCCAAGGUCGGCUUGCAGUCCAAGCCGCCACCAUCCAGGAAAGGCAAGCCCUUCAAGGGCUUCGUCGAGGUCAUGAAAUUCAUCGUCGAAAACGAGGGCGCCCUUAGUCUCUUCAAGGGCAUUGCACCACAAAUCGUAAAAGGACUUUUGGUACAGGGGAUACUGAUGAUGACUAAAGAGAGGAUGGAGCUAUUGUUUAUUCUGCUAUUCCGCUACGUUAAGAAACUUCGGGCUGAGCAGCUGGCAAAGGCUGUUGAGUUGGCGUCCAAGGCGAAGAUUGCUCUCCCCGUUAUUGCGAAAUGAGCUGUACGAUUACGGGAAUUGCAACAGAUGGGCUCGAACUUGCGGUGCCAGCUCGGUAAUUUGGGCGAUUUGUACAUAGACUUUGGUUUUCUGGACGUUGCGGUUUGGUUAGGAACAAGCAUUGUACUCACAUAUACUCUGUGGUUAGAACAUACUUUGACUGUUCACAUGCGAGACUCGUUUUGUGUCUCGUAUAGUCGCAAUUUGUCCGGAUACUCGAUAUUGGUAUGCUCCCCAUGACUUUUUAUUCAAUAUGAAGAUUCACCCGGCGGUAUACAACGUAUAUGGAGGUAGGCACCAUCAACGCUGACCAGAUAUGACAAAGCACACU
This is a messenger RNA of Pseudomassariella vexata, 1478 nucleotides long. Its product is annotated as mitochondrial carrier domain-containing protein. The record is from RefSeq and is a predicted model, not a curated record. The transcript is spliced from 4 exons. Bases 137 to 1147 code for a protein of 336 amino acids. Lineage: Eukaryota; Fungi; Ascomycota; Sordariomycetes; Amphisphaeriales; Pseudomassariaceae. Gene Ontology annotation, biological process: transmembrane transport.